UCUCUAGUGCGAACUCAUGCUGGCUGCCAUGUCUCUUGGUCUCUAACCACAGAACUCACACUGGCCACCAUGUCUCUGAGUGCAGAACUUACGCUGGCCACCAUCUCUUUGAGUGCAGAACUCAACGCUGGCCGCCAUGUCUCUAGAUGUAGAACUCAACGCUGGCCACCAUGUCCCUAAAUGCAGAACUCACGCUGGUCACUUGGUCUCUAACCGCAGAACUCACGCUGGUCACCAUGUCUCUAAAUGCAGAACUCACGCUGGCCACCAUGUCUCUGAGUGCAGAACUCACGCUGGCCACCAUGUCUCUGAGUGCAGAACUCACGCUGGCCGCCAUGUCUCUGAGUGCAGAAUUCAACGCUAGCUGCCAUGAGUGCAGAACUCACGCUGGUCACUUGGUCUCUAACCACAGAACUCACGCUGGCCACCAUGUCUCUGAGUGCAGAACUCACGCUGUCACUUGGUCUCUAACCACAGAACUCACGCUGGCCGCCAUGUCUCUGAGUGCAGAACUCACGCUGGUCACUUGGUCUCUAACCACAGAACUCACGCUGGCCACCAUGUCUCUGAGUGCAGAAUUCACGCUGGCCACCAUGUCUCUGAGUGCAGAACUCACGCUGGCCACUGUGUCUCUGAGUGCAGAACUCACGCUGGUCACUUGGUCUCUAACCACAGAACUCACGCUAGCUGCCAUGUCUCUUGGUCUCUAACCACAGAACUCACGCUGGCCACCGUGUCUCUGAGUGCAGAACUCACACUGGUCACUUGGUCUCUAACCACAGAACUCACGCUGGCCACCAUGUCUCUGAGUGCAGAACUCACGCUGGCCACCAUGUCUCUGAGUGAAGAACUCACGCUGGCCGCCAUGUCUCUGAGUGCAGAACUCACGCUGGUCACUUGGUCUCUAACCGCAGAACUCACGCUAGCUGCCAUGUCUCUUGGUCUCUAACCACAGAACUCACGCUGGCCACCAUGUCUCUGAGUGCAGAACUCAUGCUGGUCACUUGGUCUCUAACCGCAGAACUCACGCUAGCUGCCAUGUCUCUUGGUCUCUAACCAGAAC
This is a messenger RNA of Sarcophilus harrisii (Tasmanian devil), 1063 nucleotides long. RefSeq lists its product as uncharacterized. The transcript has 2 exons. Lineage: Eukaryota; Metazoa; Chordata; Mammalia; Dasyuromorphia; Dasyuridae. Bases 171 to 710 code for a protein of 179 amino acids. The record is from RefSeq and is a predicted model, not a curated record.